Cryptotermes secundus is the source of this 1529-nucleotide messenger RNA. Its product is annotated as rotatin. NCBI's taxonomy places the organism in Eukaryota, Metazoa, Arthropoda, Insecta, Blattodea, Kalotermitidae. Gene Ontology annotation, cellular component: ciliary basal body; centriole; centrosome. Gene Ontology annotation, biological process: ciliary basal body organization; centriole-centriole cohesion; centriole replication. The record is from RefSeq and is a predicted model, not a curated record.
UGACAGUGACAGAAGAGUGUGUGAGGCAGUGGCGUGUUGCCUCUGCAGAUUGACAGUGGCUCUGCAGGUCAGAGUUCGUUACUACAGUGAUCCUGGAAUUGCCAACCUUAAACAGGUGAUUUGCAGUACACCUGACUCCAACCUUUCAUCUCCGAGUUACAAAUCGAGCCACUCUUUUGUCACUUUGACCACAGACAGACCUGUCAUGGGCCAGCAUUUAAACAGUGACACUGCCCAGCGUAACCAGGAUUCUACAGUCUUUCAAGGUUAUCCACAAAAUGUGCCUAGUGAAGCAGGCUACUCAAGUGAGACUGCAGAAGAUUCUGUGCUCCUUCAGUUGCAGCAGCUAAGUCUACCACAAUACUGCUUGCUGUGCUUGUCUCAUUGUGUGCCUCGCCUUGGUCCCAGCGCAGGUCCACAGAGACAGUACCCUGCACUUCUGGCAGCAGAACUUGUUAAACUGCUUGCCAUGUGCAUGAAAUCAAGGGUGUGGUCUUCUUCUGAUCCUGUGGCAUUGGAGGUCAAAGAGCACAUGCAGCAAGUGUUGUUGUUACUGGGAGACGUCUUGGAGAGUCACAGAUCUGGAGAUGUUAAUGAAGAUGCCAACAAGUUAACUUACCUGCAGCUCUUGGCACUGACUCGCAAACUCUUAGUUGCCAUUGUUCCGGUUUCCAUCGCAGACAGCAUCUUGCACCGAAAGUUGAAAAGUGCUCUGUCAAGAAGUUUGCUGGACCUGUCUGUGAUCACUUUAUUUCCAACAUUGCAUGCAGAUAUUCUGCAGUAUGUGAAGGAGUUCCAUAUGGAUUUAUCUGUGAAAUAUGAAAGUACUAUGGCCAUAUGUGCAUCUAUGAAAGCUGCGGUCAGAUUUCUGAAGAAUUAUGAUAAGCUCGAAAGGGAGCUGUUUCAUGUUUUGGAUGAAUCAUUAGCAAGUCUUCCAUUUCAUGAAAACCUGGAUGUAGUGAAACGCUGCGUAGAGAUGGCAGUUAAUAAACCACAUCUUGUGUCUCUUGACGAAAGCAAUCGGAAGGUUGUGACAGGAGUAAUCCUGAAGCUGCUGGCACAUUCUGAGCCUCACGUGAAACUAGAAAUGUAUGGCUGUUGCCAUAAGUAUGUAGUGGCGAUACUUGGUGUGCAGCAAGUGCCACGAACAUCUGCAGACAGUUUGAGACAGCUAGAUUUCUUGUUUGACACUGCAGUUUUAAUAGAAAUCAUCAGCCAUGGAGCUGCAAGCUUAGAGAAGAAGAUACAACUUUAUUCAGAAGAGAUGUUGAUUCAUCUAUUGAAAGGCAAGUUUCUCCUUCCGGAGCCAAUCUGGCGGCGAUUCCUGGAAUGUUUGAUUCCGGCUCUUCCUCUCCUUCAGUGUUAUGCUGACCAGACCACUUCACUUGGUCGAGCUAUAGUUAAAAUAUUUGAUCCAGGGACCGGCCAUUCCAUUCACUUGCCGAGUUCUGAGGGUUUCUGGACUUCACCCAUCACCAAGUAUUCUAAACAGAACAUGGUUGAGAAACUGGAUCUGCUUCCAUUCUCAG